Strongylus vulgaris is the source of this 1170-nucleotide messenger RNA. Lineage: Eukaryota; Metazoa; Nematoda; Chromadorea; Rhabditida; Strongylidae. The record is from the annotation of a GenBank genome assembly.
AUGAAUCCAGAGCUCCGAACUCACCUGUUCGAUUCAACUGUUCUUCCUGCGUUCUGUUACGCAGCAGAGAUGUGUCCUGACAUUGUGGUUACGUCGAGGGCUUUCGGAACAACCCACAGAACGCUAGAACGACAUCUUCUGAAGUACAACCGACGCACUCAACAUCUCGUCGGACUUCGCAGUUCCCAUAUAUCAAUGUCUCGCCUUCGCGGUCCAGCAGAAUACGUCUCUAAGGCAAAACACCGAUGGGCUGGUCAUAUAAUGAGGAGACAGAUGGACACUAAGAACUCUGGAAUGAAUCUCACGCAAAGCAAAACGUUCUCGAGGAAGGCUAUCAACCAGAUGCGGGUAAAGAUUAAUGGAUCCGGACCUAGCGAACGUCGCCGCCGCGGUUCAUCACCAACAUCGUGGAUGACUAGCGAGAGAAAGAAAAGGUGGAAGCAAUGCUGUUGCCUGCGCGAAGGGUGGAGAGAGGCCAUCUUCAAAUGUCCUACGGCUAUCUUCCAAUUUGAUUUCGUACAGAGCAAUCACGUGGAAGCUGAUGAUGGGAGUUUCGAGGAGGACGUGGAGGUAGCGCUGAUCACCAAUCAUGCCAGUUCUUACAUGAUCAUGUGUGAAGCGUUUCGAACUCCCGAACAUGUUGACGAUAAGAAACUAGAAAACGCUGUAAUUACCCGCUCAGCUACGAAUGAACAAUUACAGGGAACGUUGCGCAGUAAGAGUUUGGACUUGUUUAGAAUCAAGACUGAACCAACUGCCGACAGCCCCGAUCCGCCGCCAUCAAUACGACUUCCGACUGAGUAUGGAAGCUUGCCGCCGGAUUACGGAACUCUGAUCCCGCAGGACUACGGCCGCCCUGUUCCUGGCAUCGAAGGACGAUCUGAGAUGCAUACUUUUUUCGAUAGCAAACUUUUUGAGGAUAAUACUGCCUGUCAGAAAACAAAUCGAGCAGCGGUUAUCACAGAGGGGGUAAAUGUUGGGUGGCUGCCCACUGGUUUGCAAGAGCGUCGCCGUGAUGCAGCAGCUACUGGGAAAGCGUUAUCGUUCAGUUUAUCCGGGUUAACGCCAGUAAUGGCUGCUAUGAUUGACUACGUUAUGAAGCCAUUUCGGCAGUUAAACAUCUCAACUACGGAAUUCGCUGCGUUGCAAGCUAUUAUGUUUUUUGACCCC